Messenger RNA from Scatophagus argus, 440 nucleotides. It is a transcript of the gene s100s, whose product is annotated as S100 calcium binding protein S. Gene Ontology annotation, molecular function: transition metal ion binding; calcium ion binding. Bases 74 to 430 code for a protein of 118 amino acids. The transcript is spliced from 4 exons. NCBI's taxonomy places the organism in Eukaryota, Metazoa, Chordata, Actinopteri, Scatophagidae. The record is from RefSeq and is a predicted model, not a curated record.
ACCUCUUCAAAGACAAAGGAGGCCCUCCAUCAGCACUCAGUCUCUCCACGAGUCCAGCACAAGAAGCUCCAAGAUGCCGGACACAAUCAUGUCCAAGGAGCCCAGUUCCAACCUGGAGAGUGCCAUGCAGAUGCUCAUAAAGACCUUCCACAAGUACUCGGGGAAGGAGGGUGACAAAUACACACUGAGCAGGGGUGAACUGAAGGAGCUGCUACUGGAGGAGCUGGGGACUUACUUAGGGAACUCCAAAGAUAAUGAAGCAGUUGAGAAGGUGAUGAACGACUUGGAUGCCAACAACGACGGGGAGGUGGACUUCACCGAGUUCAUCAUCCUGAUGGGGGCCCUCACCGUCGCCUGCAACGACUUCUUCCUGGAGUUUAAAUCAGAUGACAAACCGAAGGACGACAGCAAAGGCAGUUCGGCGGAGUAGAAAGAUUAAA